Molecule: messenger RNA, 727 nt
Organism: Stereum hirsutum FP-91666 SS1
Lineage: Eukaryota; Fungi; Basidiomycota; Agaricomycetes; Russulales; Stereaceae
Exons: 7
Coding region: 59-604 (181 amino acids)
Molecular function (GO): acyltransferase activity, transferring groups other than amino-acyl groups
Source: RefSeq, a predicted model, not a curated record
UGACGAAGCUGCUGCCCUGUGCGUCCGCGCAUUUGACGGAGAUUUACUCCUAGAUUCCAUGUGCGGUGGAGAUAGUCGGUUCCAUCUCCCGCUAUUCUCGUCCAUGAUACGCGCCACAGCAUUAGAAGGCGUCCUCCACGUAGCAAAUGUUAGGAAUAGCGAUAGAAUAUGUGCAGUUUCCCUUUCCUUUGGUCCAGGUCAUGCUUUGUUCGGAAGCCAAGCUCAGCGGGAACUCGGGUUCAAUGAUCUUUAUGCGAGUCUUCCCACUAACGUACAGAAGUGGUGGAUCGAAACUUAUAGACCCACCAUCUCGAAAUGGCUUGAAGGAGUUUUUGACGGAAAGCGAUCAACAUCGUGGUUCGUUAGCCUGGUCGCUACCGAUCCUCCGUAUCAGCGCAGAGGCUUGGCGACUACUCUCAUACAGACAAUUUGGAAGCUGGCGUCCAAUGACGAUACUAUUCUUGGCCUCGUCGCUGAACCAGAAUUGACUACUGUUUACAAACCCAUGGGGUUCAAGAUAGUCGGCAGUAUUGAUCUCCCCGGGCGGAAAGACAUCCUUUCAGCCGUCUGUAUGACGAAGGAACGAGUUGCGUGCUCGGUUUGACAUGUGUCUACCCGGGGGAUCUUGGGGAUCAAGAGAUUUCCAUUGUUAGCGUGCCUCUGUAAUGGAAGAUUUGAGUCGUGCAAGUGCUAACAUACAUGCGCUGUGCAUCACGACUGAUGUGUU